Paramecium sonneborni is the source of this 4693-nucleotide messenger RNA. NCBI's taxonomy places the organism in Eukaryota, Ciliophora, Oligohymenophorea, Peniculida, Parameciidae. The record is from the annotation of a GenBank genome assembly.
UAUGAAGAUAAUUUUAGGCCUCUUAACCAUUAUCUUAGGGUUAUGUCAUUGUAGUAUUAUUGAAACAACAACACCUUGUACCUGCUAAUAAUUAUCUUAAAAUGAUUGCGUAAAAAAUAAUGCUUGCUCUUGGAAUAAAACAUGUGAUAUAAAAACUAUAACCUAAUCUAAAACAAAUACAUAUUGCAGCUACUUAAAUGAAUUGUAAUGUUAAUAAGAUGAUGUUUGUUAAUGGGUGAAUAGUGAAUGUAGUUUUUUUACAGGUUGUACUCCAUAUAAAUUAACAUCUGAUAGAGAAUGUAAAAGUAUAAAUAAGAGAUGUUAUAAAUCUGAUCUUAAAAAAUGUGUAGAAUUGAAAGAAUGUAUUGAAUAUACAAAUCCUAUUGUUUGUUUUAUGGAUGUUAAUUAAAGAUAUUGUUAUUGGGAUACAAAAACUAAUAGAUGUUCAAAGGCUUUAGAUUGUUAAUCAUAACCUUCAGCUUUGGAAACUGAUGCUAAAUGUAGAUCAUAAAUAGUUACAUGCACAACAAAACCAGGAGGUGGAUGCACUGAUGCUUAAUAAAGUUGCACUGAUAUCACUCUUGAAAUCCAAUGUUUCUAUAAUUAAGAUUAAUCUUCAAAAUGUUUUUGGGAUAGUUCUUUAAAUCCUCCUAAGUGUAAAUUAAAGAUUUGUGAAAAUGCUCCUAGCACUCUUACAACAGAUGAAUAAUGCAAAGAGUUUUUAGAGGAAUGUACUACAAAAAUAAAUGGUGGUUGUGUUUUAAGAUCAACUUGUGAUGCAGCUACGACUAAAAGUGCUUGUUUCAAAGAUAUAUCUGGAAAUGAUUGUUUUUGGGUAGAUGGUUUUUGUAAAUAAAAACAAUGUGCUAAUGCUACAAAAAAUAUUGUUACAAAUAUAGGAUGUUAAUCAAUUAGUAAAGAUUGCAUAACUAAAUCUGGUGGUGGUUGUAUGAAAAAUGGAGAAUGUUCCAUUGCAAAUGUAGACUAUGCAUGCAAAUAAAACUUAAAAGGGGAAGAAUGCUUUUGGGAUUCAGUUACUUAAUUAUGCAAAGAUAAAACUUGUAUUAAUGCUCCUUAAAAUCUAUCAACAUUUGAAUAAUGUAGUAAAUUCUUAUCUACUUGUACUGCUAAUUCACUUAAACAAGGAUGCGAAAAUAGAACAUGUGAAAAUGCACCUGUUUUUGUCACUACUCUUAAAGGAUGUUAAGAAUAUUAUAAUGAAUCAUGUAUCCCUAAAUUAGACGGUGGAUGUAUUACAAUUAAAACUUGUGAAGAGAUCUAAGUAGAAAUUGCAUGCACUUAUGAUAACUUGAAGCGUCCUUGCUUUUGGCAUAUUGAUAAAUGUAAACCUAAAAUAUGCUCAAAUAUUCCAAAGACCAAGUAUGAUGAGGAAUCAUAAAAUUAAGUACCUAUCACACUUGACCAUUACAAGUGUUAUGAGUUUAUGGAAACAUGUACAAUAAAUUAAUCAGCUACUGAUUGCGUUAAUUAUACAUGUGAUAAUGUCGAAGAUUAAGAAAUUUGUAUUUAGAACUAAAAAUGUUAUUAUCGUUAAACAUGCUUCAUUAAAACAUGUUUCACAGCUCCAUUAUCUUAUAUAACUCAUUCUUAGUGUUUUCAAUAUAAAAAUACUUGUACUCUAGCUCCAUCAGGAUAAGGAUGCUCCAUUAUGUUAUAAAGUUGUAACUAAUAUAGAAUCUAAGUAUAAUGUGUUUAAGCAGUAACUAGUGCAUGUGAAUGGCAAAAUAAUACUUGUGUAGUGAGAUAAUGUAAUACAGCUGAUACAUCUUAUAAUACAACUUAGAAAUGUUAGUAAUAUCUAGUUGGAUGUGUUGUUAAUAACUUAUAAAAUGGAUGCAUUCCUUAAAUUACUAAAUGUGAAGAUAGUUUAAUUUCGUAAAAUUGUACAUUGGAUGUGUGUUAAUGGAUAACUGAUAAAUGUGUAACAAAACAGUGUGGCACUUAAAAAACUAACUGUACAUUAUACAAAACUCCAAAAAAAUGUAUCAAUAAUUCAACCAAAACUAAUUGUAUGGAUGUUCCUGAUAGUUGUACAUUAUUACCUAAAGAGUAUUGUUUACCAGCAACUUCUAUAAAUCUUAUAAAUAAAUAUUGUUAUUUAAAUGAUGAUGAUGAUUGUGCAGAUUUAACAUUGUAAAAUGAAUGUAGUAGUUAUACUGAUUCAUCCCUUUGUAUUACUAGGAUCAAUAAUAAAGGUAAUUGUGUUUGGGUUAACGAUGAAUGUUAUAAUGAUGAUUGCACUAAAUUACCUGAAACAUUGACUUCUUCACAAUAGUGUUAAACAGCAAUAGCAAGGUGCAUUUUGGCAAAUACAGGUUUAGGAUGUGCAAAUAAAGAUGAAUGUACAGCAUAUAAUGAUAAAAAUUGUAAUCAAUUAGAUAAAAAUGGAUAGGAAUGUGUUUAUAAGUCUAAUUAAUGCUAAAAGAAAUCUUGUGCAACAAGUUCAAAUACUAAUCAUGGUGAUUGUUUCAAAUAUAUGACUAGUGGAACAAAAUGUACAGUGAAUAUAAAUGGUAACGGUUGUAUAGAAUUGAGUUCAUGUUCGAGUUAUAAAAAAGAGUAAUAAUGUGUAAUUAGUAAUUAAUAAAAGACUUGUUUUUGGUAAAAUGAUACUUGUUAAGAGAAGAAAUGUUCUUUAGAUACAACCUCUAAAACACAUGAAUAAUGUCAAUAAUUUAUGAGUACAUGUACUAUAAAUACAAUUACGAAUGAGGGAUGUAUGGACUUCCCUUAAUGUUCAGAAAUAGUAGAUUCAUCGAUAUGUGAUUCAAACCCAAAUUGUGUAUUUGUUUCAAGUAGUUGCAUUGUAAAAACAUGUGAAAAUGCUAUACUAAGUGAAUAUAAUGAUUCAAAUUGUGCUAGUUUACCUUUUGAGGGUUGUUCGUUCAGCAACAAAUUAUGUAGUACAAAGACAUGUUCAUAGUGGGAAUUCACAACAGAUGAAGAAUGUUCUUAAUAAAAUGAAAAUUGUACAACAAAUGGAAAAGUAUGUACAGAAAGAUUAGAUUGUAAUAAGGCUAUUACUGAAUAAGGAUGUAAGAAAGAUAUGUUUGGUAAUUUUUGUUAAUGGAUUUAAAUAUCAAAUACUUGUACUCUUAGAAAUUGUUAAACUGCACCAACUUCAUUAACAACUGAAACUUAAUGUUAAUAAUAUUAUGAUAGUUGUACUACUAAAUUAGGUGGAGGAUGUACAACUAAAUCUACUUGUUAAGCUGCAAAUGUUUAAGCAGCAUGCAACAUUUCAAAAUUUGGAGAAGUUUGCAGUUGGGAUGAAACUACAUAAUAAUGUAAAAAUCAAUCAUGUGUUGAUUUUAAUGGAAGUGAUUAUAAAUCUUGUAAUAAAUUAAAAAAUGAAUGCACUACAAAUGGUUUAGGGAAAUGCACAGAAAUUAUUAAUUGUGAUUAAUAUAAAAAUCCUUUAUCUUGUAUAUUUGGUUUAGAUGGUCCCUGUUUAUGGGUUAAUGCACAAUGUUAUUAAUAUCGAGAUUGUACAAGUAUCAAAUUUAAAACACAUGAUGAAUGUCAAAAGGUUAGUGAUAAAUGUACUACUGAUGGUAGUAAAUGUGUUUCUAUAACAGAAUGCGGUGAAACUAAUAUUACAGGAGGUUGUUUUUAAGGUACUGAUGGUAAAUGUAUUAUGGCUUUAACUGAUAAAAAUGUUAAAAUUUGUACUAUUUUCAAAAAAUGUUCAGAUGCCAAAUUCAAAACUCAUACAGAUUGCAACACAGCUAAUAAUGGAUGUACAACAGAUGGAAUAUAAUGCAUUGAAUUACUCCCUUGUUAAGAUUAUUAAAUAUAAGAAUAAUGUUAAUUAGAUCAAAAAGGAGUUGUUUCUGUAAAUAAUAAAAUAUAAUCAACUGGAAUUUGUAAAUGGGUUGGAGCUUGUAGAUUAUAAAUUUGUGAGGAUCUAGUCGGUACUACACAUUCCUUAUGUAAUAAUUAAAUGAUGAAUUGUACAUCAAAUGGUACUCUCUGUUAUACUAUGGAUAAAUGUGAAAAAUAUACAUUAAAAGAUUUAUGUAAUAAUGGUAUGGGUACAGAUGGUAAAUGUUUAUAUUCAAAUGAAAAUGCUAAAUGUUCUGUUAUGACUUGCAAUGACAUCACUAAUAAUAUUUGUAAUACUCUUGUUAAUUGUAUUACAGAUGGUACAAAAUGCAUUGCCAAAACUAAUUGCGCUUCUUAUACUAGUCAAGUGUCUUGUGAAUUUUCAGGAAAUGAUGGUAUUUGUCUUUGGAAUGCAAUAACAAAAAAAUGUUCUUUAUUUUCUAAUUGUUCUGUUGCUGUUGAUUAAAAUUAGUGUAAUAAAAUGAACAAAGUUUGUUAUUGGAAUCCAGAUUCAACUUAAUGUAUUGAUUUUACUUGCGACUUGUAAUAUAAAUCUACUAAAAAUUGUAUAAAUAUUGCUACUUGGACUCCUUCGUCAAUUAGAAUCUGUGGUUUUGUUAAUGGCGUUUGUUAAGAAAUUGAUCCUUCAGGUUAUGGAUCGAGUGAAUGCUACUAAUUAACCUAAUUUACAUAUUCUUACAAUCCUUCAUUAUAAAAAUGCAUUAAAUGUUCUACUUCUAACAAUAAUUAGAAUAACAACACCAUAAAUGAAACUAAUAACAUUGUCGACAGCUAUUAAUAUUUAAUUGUCUUAGGCCUUCAAAUUUUAUCAUUAUUUUUAUUAUGA